Molecule: messenger RNA, 1863 nt
Organism: Closterium sp. Yama58-4
Lineage: Eukaryota; Viridiplantae; Streptophyta; Zygnematophyceae; Desmidiales; Closteriaceae
Source: the annotation of a GenBank genome assembly
AUGGAGGUCGCUCGUACCUCCUUGGUUCAUGCGGCUGCCCCCCACUUUCUGUGGCCGUUUGCAGUCCGAUACGCUGCGCAUCAGCUCAACCUCUGGCCCCGUGUCUCCUUGCCUGAGACUUCUCCGACACUGCGUUGGACGGGAGAGGCUGGCGAUGCGUCGCGUUUUCGGGUCUGGGGAUCCCGAGCUUUUGUCCGCGACACGUCCGCGGACAAGCUCUCCCGUCGCGCUGUCCCCUGCGUCUUCCUUGGCUUUGUCCCGGACGCCCCUGGUGCUGAGGUACCAGACCCCCUCCCCCCUCAGGGUGCCGCUCCCUCAGGUGUGUCCCAGGUAGACCCGGGUGAGCCUGUCGAGGUAGCUGUUGACUCUCGUCCUGCUCGGGGUACUGAGCCUGGGGGUGCUGCGUCUGGGGGUGCUGAGCCUGGGGGUGCUGCGUCUGGGGGUGCUGAGCCUGGAAGUGCUAAGUCUGGGGGUGCGGAGCCUGGGGGUGCCGAGCCUGGGGGUGCGGAGCCUGGAGGUGCGGAGCCUGGAGGUGCUGAGCCUGGGGGUGCUGGGUCUGGGGGUGCUGCGUCUGGGGGUGCUGAGCCUAGGCGUGCUACACCUGGAGGAGCCCUCUCCUCCCAGCAGCUGCAGGAGAGGUACCUCGAGUACUGCCGCCUCCGGAGAGGUGCUGCUGGAGCUCGUCCCGGUACUUCCCCUCCUACCCAGGAGCUCCCCCCCAUUCAGCAGAUCCGCGAGUGGUACACACGGCGCUGCAGUCUUCGGAGUGGUGCUCCUGGUGCUGCAGACCCUGGGGGUGGCGCUGCUGCUGGUGCUGAGGACCCGGACGUGGGAGCUGCUGCUGGUACUGCGGACCCGCCUGGUGGAGCUACUGCUGGUGCUGAGGACUCGGACGUUGGAGCUGCUGCUGGAGCUGAGGACCCGGGCGGUGGCGCUGCUGCUGGUGCUGAGGACCCGGACGGUGGAGCUGCUGCUGGAGCUGAGGACCCAAACGGUGGCGCUGCUGCUGCUGCUGAGGACCCGGGCGUUGGAGCUACUACUGGUGCUGAGGACCCGGCCGGUGGGGCUGCUGCUGGUGCUGUGGACCCGGCCGCUGGAGUCUCCUCUGCUUCUGGAGACGCUGCGCGGCCGCGACCGUACUUCGUACCGCUCCUUCAGCAGGUUCUUGGGCAGGCUCCUCCUCCUUGUCCUCCUCCCUCCGUAGAGUGUCCUCUGCCUGUCCAGCCGCAGUCACUGUUACCGCCUACCUCGCCUCUCCCUGCUCCCUCUCCUUACACUGGUCCCACAAGAGGUCUUACAGAGCGUCGUGAGCCUGAGUCUCGUCCUGCGUCGCCUGUUCGUCCUGCUCGCACUGGUAGUCGUGUCCGUCGUGAGCGUCCUCCUCCUGUCCCAGGCACUCACUACAUGACUCUGCGUCCCUCUACUGCUCCUCAGCGUGUCCCUCUACCGUCUCCUCCUGCGUCUUCUUUGCCUCACGUUCCGGACCCUGAGUCUGACCGGUACCGUGCUGAGCACCCUACUGUCACGCGUCUCCUCGCUACUGUUGUCACUGACCCUACCUUUGAGUCCUCGACUGCGUCUGCUCUGGUCGCUGAGUUGGUUGACUUUGCUGUUGCCUGUCGUCUAGACUACGCUGCUAGCCUUGUUGCUGAGUUUGAGUCUGAGUCUGAGUCUGUCUGUCCUCCGUUCGUCGGGGGUGAGUGUGCUCUUGGCACGGACGUCCUUGAGGACAGACAGGAGGAGUUCCAGUGUCUUGCUGCUGCUUUGCCCCGUCUCGUGUCCUUGCUAGUUGCCCCUGAGGGAGACCCGGAUGCACCAGGCAUCCCGACCCCGCGCACUUACGCUGAGGCGAUGGCGGGGUGA